This is a messenger RNA of Mucor velutinosus, 1542 nucleotides long. Its product is annotated as nuclear pore complex subunit. Gene Ontology annotation, biological process: retrograde transport, endosome to Golgi. The transcript has 6 exons. The record is from RefSeq and is a predicted model, not a curated record. Bases 1 to 1542 code for a protein of 513 amino acids. Gene Ontology annotation, molecular function: phosphatidylinositol binding. Lineage: Eukaryota; Fungi; Mucoromycota; Mucoromycetes; Mucorales; Mucoraceae.
AUGUAUACUCCUAUUCCCUGCCAAUGUCCAUUGGAUUUUAAUGACAAUAUCAAAAUCACAGACGCAGAAAAGAAGCACAAUGAAGGAAACAAGACUGCAUAUGUCGUAUACACUAUCAAAACAGCAGAGAAUAAGGAAGCCAGACGAAGAUACAGCGAAUUUGAGUCCUUUCGAAGAUCGCUAAUGAAUCUGUACCCUACACUGCUUAUACCGCCUAUACCUGAAAAGCAUUCUCUUGUAAACUACACUACACAAAACAUCAAGGACGAUUCAGCAAUCAUAGAAAAGAGAAAGCGCAUGUUGGAAAGGUUUCUGUUGAGAUUAGCCAAGCACCCUAUUCUCGUCAAAGAGCAUGUUUUUCACCGCUUUCUCAAUGGAUCUUCAACUUGGACAGAGAUCCGUCAAUCCAGCCCCUUAUCUGAUUUGCCAAAAGAUCCACUACUACUAGCCACUGAAAGCAAUAGAUUUACAACAUCCAUAACCAGCAGCUUGCCCACAUCCACCAACGUCAUACCCAUCCCUUCUACCUCAUAUACGCUCAAAUAUCCAGACAAAACGUUUGAAGAAUCUGAACAAAAAGUAGGCAAAAGUGCUCAGCAAUCGACAUUUCAGUUUGAAAAGUCUCAGAAACGCAUACUUCGACGCCUUGGUGACUUGUCAAAUGAUUAUGCCGAAUUAGGAUCAGCGUAUAAUGCACUUAGUCUGAAUGAAACAGGUUUACUGGCGACCUUUAUUGAGAAAAUGGGACAAGUAAUUGAUGGGACGAGUCAUGCAACCAAGACGAUGAUCCAAUCGCUGGAAAUUGAGUUUGCAGAGUACGUGCAAGACUACUUGCAGUAUUUGCAUAUAGCCAAGCAGGUACUACGUUAUAGACAAAUGAAGGAGGCACAGCUAGAGCUGAUAGACGAAGCGAUUGACAACAAGAAGAUGCAGCUGCGCAAUCUAACCAAAACUGAGGACGAAGCAUCCAAGUUGGACUUGAAGCAGGACGGCAGUAUGCAGCGUCCUAUCCAGCCGGCCCACACUACUGCCAUGAACGCUGCAACUGAUCCGCUGGACGACAAUAUCGAUACAGAAUCCAUUGAGGAUGGAUUUUCAGCCAUCGUCAAGAUAGAUGAUGUGGAGCCAGAUACCACCAUAGCAGCCGUCAACUACCCGACAAAUGCAAGUGCUUCGGUACUGCGUGCUUCCAAACACCAAACCAAGAAAUGGUCUUCGCCAAGGAAGCUCUUCUCGGCUGUUACUGACACGAUCCAAGGCAUAAUGGAUACAGACCCUGGACAAACAAGACGAAAUCAAAUCAGCAAGCUUAAGGAGGCGAUUGAGCAGCUGGAACAAGCUCGAGCUACUUCACGACAAGAGCUCAAAGACAUGACCGUUACAAUACAGCAGGACUUUGACAGACUGCAGGCGCAAAAGGAGGCAGAAAUAAGGUACAUGCUGAUUGCAUUUGCCAAGAUACAUGUAGUAUACUGCGAGCAGAAUGCUGCUUCAUGGAAGGACAUACGAAAUCAAGUAAAGAUGUCUAUGGAAAAACUAUAA